This is a messenger RNA of Panicum hallii, 804 nucleotides long. Its product is annotated as glutaredoxin-C15-like. The record is from RefSeq and is a predicted model, not a curated record. The coding region runs from base 105 to 419 and encodes 104 amino acids. Lineage: Eukaryota; Viridiplantae; Streptophyta; Magnoliopsida; Poales; Poaceae. The transcript has 3 exons.
UGUUCUUCCGAUCUGGCACUUCAGCACACAGCUGAGAGAGACACGCAAUCUUCAGCAUUGCUUGCUAGCAAGUUCGGUGUAGAGAAACCAAGAAGACGUCGGCGAUGGCGGAGAGGGUGUCGCGGCUGUCGACGGAGAAGGCGGUGGUGAUCUUCACGCGGAGCCAGUGCCCGAUGUGCCACACGGUGUCGAGCCUCUUCUCCGAGCUUGGCGUGUGCGCGGCGGUGCACGAGCUGGACAAGGACCCGCGCGGCCGCGAGAUGGAGCGGGAGCUCGCCCGCCGCCUCGGCCGCGCGCCGCCGGUCCCCGCCGUCUUCGUCGGCGGCAACCUCGUCGGCUCCACCGACAAGGUCAUGUCGCUGCACCUCGCCGGCAAGCUCGUGCCCAUGCUCAAGGGCGCUGGCGCCAUAUGGCUCUGAAUCCACCCAUCCAUCCAUCCAUUGGCGAUGACAACUAUAUAUAAUCAACAUGAUCACACCCUAAAUUUUGCUGGGUUUAUAUAAAAAUUUACACCUUGCCUGGAGGAAAAACUAACUAAUUGCAGGCAUCUAAAUUAAGACUUAAUAUAAUGCUACACUACAGAAUAUGUUCUCAAGUCAGAGAUAUAUAUGAGGCGCCUUUGUGGGCCGUCCGAUCGAAACCGAAGGUUAGGAUGCAACCUAAAUAUGUGAGAGGUUUAUUACUUUUGUUUUGCCGCUGGUGUAACCUAGCAGGGCUGAAAAGGGUGUAAAGGGACUACCUUGUAACCUCCCCUUUCCAGUUUCUCCAAUGAGAUAUGAAUUUUGAGCUACCUAUCUCUCUUCA